Thamnophis sirtalis is the source of this 1337-nucleotide messenger RNA. Lineage: Eukaryota; Metazoa; Chordata; Lepidosauria; Squamata; Natricidae. The record is from RefSeq and is a predicted model, not a curated record.
GCGGCCGCUUCCGGUUUCCUCCGCGCUCGCCUCAGUCGCCCGCCCUGCGCUUUGGGUGGUGGCCGUUGCCUCCUCAGCUCCCGCCGCCCUUUUCUCCGCCUCCUCCCCGGGCCCUCCUCGCGGUUCCUUCCGAGGGAAGCAGCGCUAGCCCCGAAGCCCGAGAGGCAGCCGAGGCCGCUGAGGGCCUUUCUUUUCUCUCCUUCGCGCCCACGCUCGCCCCGACCGAGCAGCCGCCCCGAUGCAGGCCAUCAAGUGUGUGGUGGUGGGCGACGGGUUGAAGGAACGAGUGGUAAGGAUUUAAGCCCCAGUGGGAAGCGGCAGCCACUCUGCGAUGUGUUCUUAAUUUGCUUUUCCCUUGUGAGCCCAGCAUCCUUCGAAAAUGUCCGUGCAAAGUGGUAUCCAGAGGUGCGACACCACUGCCCCAACACCCCCAUCAUCCUAGUGGGAACCAAACUUGACCUCCGAGAUGACAAAGACACUAUUGAAAAACUCAAGGAGAAGAAGCUGACGCCGAUCACCUACCCACAAGGCCUUGCCAUGGCGAAGGAGAUCGGCGCAGUCAAAUAUCUAGAAUGCUCGGCACUUACGCAGCGGGGCCUCAAGACGGUCUUCGACGAAGCCAUCCGAGCCGUGCUGUGCCCCCCUCCAGUCAAGAAGAGGAAGAGAAAAUGCCUGCUGCUCUAAUGCCGCUUCUGCUCAACCCCCCUCCAAAAAAAAAAAAAAACCUUUUGUGCUUUGCUUGGAAUAACGGAGCAUUCCUGCAUUCGUUUUUUUUUUAAAAAAUUGGUUGUCUCUCCUUCAGGUUAUCUUAAACACCCACCUUACAUAUUUUCCUUUGUUUAAAAAAAGUUAGCUUCUUCCUUCCUUCCUUCCUUCUCUCUCUUUUUAAAAAAGACAAACUUAUAUAAAAGGCCUUAUUUCCCGCCCCCCAUCCCUUUUUCGCUCCGCUUAAUCAAUCGUUGCCAAACUUUUCUGCUCCUUUUGAUUCCUCUUGGAUUUGUUGUGCUUUUGUUAUGUGAAGCCACCGGGCCUCUCUCUCUCUCUUUUUUCUUACGAAGUCAGGUGGGCGUCUUUAAAAAAAAAAAUACUAAUGUUUUAUUAGCAGUUUAAUCGGGUUCUUUUUUUUCCCACCCAGGAAGAGGGGGGGAAAAAACCCCCAUUGCUGUCUAAAAAUGCACUCGUUCAUCCGACAGCUUCUUCACACCCAUCUUUUCAUGCUUGAACAAAUGCAAUAAUUGACAACUCCAGAUUAACCCUCCCCCUUUUUUAAAUAUAUAUAUCUAUAUAUCUCAAAUCUACUAAGGUCUGUGAUUAAAGCUAUUUUUUUUUCCUUGAAA